Molecule: messenger RNA, 2712 nt
Organism: Komagataella phaffii GS115
Lineage: Eukaryota; Fungi; Ascomycota; Pichiomycetes; Pichiales; Pichiaceae
Product: Heat shock protein that cooperates with Ydj1p (Hsp40) and Ssa1p (Hsp70)
Exons: 1
Coding region: 1-2712 (903 amino acids)
Biological process (GO): cellular response to heat
Cellular component (GO): cytosol; cytoplasm
Molecular function (GO): ATP hydrolysis activity; ATP binding
Source: RefSeq, a predicted model, not a curated record
AUGGAAGAAACACAGUUUACAGAUAGAGCUUUAGCUAUUAUUACAAACGCUACAAAGUUGGCCAAGGACAAUUCCCAUCCACAGGUCCAGCCUAUCCAUCUGUUGGCCGCUAUGGCCCCCACAGAUGAAGAUACUACCCCUUAUUUGAAAGUCUUAGUGGAGAAGGGAAGAUUUGACUGGCAGACUUUUGAAAGGAACAUCAAUAGAGCAUUGAUAAGGGUCCCAUCGCAGACUCCUGCCCCUACUGAUGUUUCCUUCAGUGGAGUAGCAGCUCAUGUUAUCCAAGAAGCUGGAAAGAUGAGACAACAACAAAAGGAUUCCUACAUUGGACAGGAUCAUUUGCUGUUGGCAUUGUUGGAGGACAAGUCUAUUACGCAGAUCCUGAAAGAUUCUUCAAUCUCUCCGGAUGCUUUAAAAACACAGAUAAUUAACCUUAGAGGGAACCAAAGAAUUGACUCCAGACAAGCUGACUCUUCGUCAAAUCACGAAUUCUUGGACAAGUAUGCAAUUGACUUGACGGAACAAGCUAGAGAAGGUAAGAUUGACCCUGUCAUUGGUAGGGAGGAAGAAAUCCGUCGUACCAUAAGGGUUUUGGCAAGAAGGACCAAAUCCAAUCCUUGUCUAAUUGGUGACCCAGGUGUCGGUAAAACCAGUAUCGUCGAGGCAGUCGCUCAAAGAAUCAUUGAUAAUGAUGUACCAAACAUUCUACAGAACUCAAAGCUGUACGCUUUGGAUUUAGGUGCCUUGAAAGCUGGUGCUAAAUACCAAGGUGAGUUUGAAGAGAGAAUCAAAGGUGUAUUGAAUGAAAUUGCAGAAUCUAAGCAGAUGAUCAUCCUGUUUAUCGAUGAAAUUCAUAUGCUAAUGGGUGAUGGUAAAUCCGAUGCCGCAAACUUGUUGAAACCUAUGCUGGCAAGAGGUUCUUUGCACUGUAUCGGUGCUACCACCGUUAUUGAAUACCGAAAGUAUGUCGAGACAGAUGGUGCAUUUGAGAGAAGAUUCCAAAGGAUUGAUGUGCGUGAGCCCACUAUCCGAGAGACCGUGGCCAUUCUAAGAGGUUUGCAACCAAAAUAUGAAAUUCACCACGGUGUUCGAAUUUUGGACUCUGCAUUGGUAACUGCUGCACAAUUGGCAUCUCGUUACCUUACUUACAGGAAACUUCCAGACUCUGCUGUUGAUUUAAUUGAUGAGUCUUCGGCAUCUGUUGCAGUUGCCAGGGAUUCUAAACCUGAAGAAUUAGAUACCAAAGAGAGAGAACUUCAGCUACUGGAGGUAGAGAUGAAAGCCCUUGAAAGAGAUGCUGAUUCCGACAAGACUACUGAGGAGAGACUGACUGCAGUCAAACAGAAGGUUCAAGAGCUUGAGGAGGAGUUAGUACCUUUGAGGGCUAAAUAUGAACAAGAAAGGGCUGGUCAUGAAGAGUUAACCGCAGCCAAGAAGAAGUUGGACGAAUUAGAGAUUAAGGCCACUGAUGCGGAAAGAAGACAUGACAAUGCCACUGCUGCAGAUUUGAGGUACUUUGCUAUCCCUGAUGUCAAACGUCGUAUUGCUGAACUCGAAGAGAAAGUUGCCGAGGAGGAAGCUGCAUUGAGUGACAUUGCCAUGAUCACCAAUGUGGUUGGUUCCGAACAAGUCGCAGAGACUGCUGCCAGAUUGACUGGUAUCCCAGUGCAAAAGCUAACUCAAGCUGAGAAUAACAAGCUUAUUACAAUGGAAAGAGAGUUGAGUUCCAGUGUGGUUGGGCAAUCUGAAGCUGUUAAAGCAGUCUCCAAUGCAAUCAGACUAUCGAGGUCUGGUCUUGCAAACCCUAACCAACCUGCAUCGUUCUUAUUCUUGGGAUUGUCUGGUUCCGGUAAGACAGAGCUUGCAAAGAAGGUUGCCGGAUUCCUUUUCAAUGAUGAGAAGGCUAUGAUCAGAAUCGAUUGUUCCGAGUUGGGAGAGAAAUGGUCGUACACCAAAUUGCUUGGUUCCGAGCCAGGUUUAAUUGGAUCUGACCAAGGUGGUUUGUUGACCAACCAGCUGUUGCGUCAUCCAUACUCAGUCAUCCUAUUUGAUGAAGUCGAAAAAGCCGCUCCUGAAGUUCUGAACAUUUUGUUACAAAUGUUGGACGAUGGUCGUAUUACCGCUUCUAAUGGUACUCUGGUGAACUGUUCCAAUUGUAUUGUUAUAAUGACAUCUAAUUUGGGUGCUCAAUUCAUCAACAGUGCCAAAGGCUCAAAGAUAUCCCCAGAGACCAAGGAGUUGGUAAUGACAGCUGUCAGAGCCCAUUUCCGUCCAGAAUUUUUGAACAGAAUUUCUGCUACGGUUGUUUUCAACAGACUGUCAAGACAUGCUAUUAGCAAGAUUGUUAAGAUCAGACUGGCAGAAAUUGAACAAAGAUUUGAAGCCAAUGCCAAGUCAAUUAAGCUUGACGUUGAUGAUGCCGCUAUCGAGUAUCUUUGCCGUAACGGAUAUUCUUCCGAUAUGGGUGCUAGACCUUUGAACAGAUUGAUUCAGAAUGAGAUCCUUAAUCAACUAGCUGUUUUAAUCCUUAAGGGACAAGUCAAAGACAAGGAAACAGUUAAGAUUAGGUUGGGAUCCAAAGGUCUGGAUGUUUUACCAAACCAUGCAGUUGAGUCGGACUCCAUGGACGUGGAUGUUGAUGAUUGGGUGGAUGCGGCCGAGGAAGAAGACUCGGACAACAACCAUGAUGACCAAGCACCACUUUACGACUAA